This is a messenger RNA of Boeremia exigua, 959 nucleotides long. RefSeq lists its product as uncharacterized. Bases 258 to 737 code for a protein of 159 amino acids. NCBI's taxonomy places the organism in Eukaryota, Fungi, Ascomycota, Dothideomycetes, Pleosporales, Didymellaceae. The transcript has a single exon. The record is from RefSeq and is a predicted model, not a curated record.
AGUGCAGUGCAGUAUUUCGGAUCGGGCGAGCGUACCAGUACGACGGCAGCAACACUCGCGCAGAAACCCUUAAAAUGAGCGGUGGCAUUCAUAUUUCCGGAUCUAGCAGGGUAUACGAGCCUGCGACUGCUGUUCAAUGUGUAAUUGGACACCCUCUCGCGUAUGGUCUGCCGGUCAGCUGCAGAAAGUCCACGAAUGCAGUCAUUGUUCACUGGCCAUGAUCAAACGAAAUAAAUUCCACUAGGACCACAAGAAACAUGAACGGACAAUCUGACGCUUUAGAUUCCAGUACCAAGACACGGCUGCGCAACCAUCGUUCAGCCCAGAUCCAAGCGCGUGUAGCGGUACAGACAUGGAACAUAAGACAUGGCAAUAUCAACUUUGUCAAUCUUCUCCGGUUAGGUCUAGUUACCAUCAUUCCAGUCUCUCUCUUCAGCUUCAGUCAGAGUCGCUCACAAACUCUUCGAAAGUUUCGUCUGAUACUUCGAUUGACGCUGAGAUGCUUGUGGAUCUGGCAGUGGGUUGACUGCGUAGGUUUAUCUGGAGUUCCGACAUACCGAAGAUGGAUACGGAAUCCUGAGACCGGGUUAGAGCAGAGAUCAAACGCUGUGUACGUCCGAAAAAGGAAACAGCUGGCAAGAUUCUUCAUACCAAUCGAUUCCAGCCAGCUCAUACCAUGGCCAAUGGCCAACACCUCGGUUGGCUUCACCUCCCGCAGACAGACAUGGUACUUGUAGUAGUGUUUUUUUUCCGUGUCUCUAGGGGUCUUUUGUGACGUAGUGGCCCAUUUCAGACUUGACUUUGGGAAUCGGUAAGCCAUUCUCAAGCCGAGUACUCGCAUCAAUAACCGUAAGAGUAUGGUGCUCUCGCGUCCCUCGUACUUCUAUCUGCCUUGCCAGACUUGGAAGCGUGUCAGCCAGUUUGGUGAGGAAACAUGUGGCGUCACAUCAUCUCAAUUA